ACACAUCAGUGGUAAAAACAGAAGCUGUUCUGGACUCCACCCACACUGGGGAUCUUAUUAAGACGGAGAGCCUAGACUUUACAGAGCUGGGAUAUGAAACCCAUCUGCAUCCUGACCAAAUCAAAACAGAGGCUGAAGAUGGAGGAUACCAUAAGGCAGAACACAUCAGUGACUUUCAGGAUAUUUUGUGUGUUCAUACUGAAUCUGAUCAAAUGAAGUGUGAAUCCAGUGAAAGUUUAGUGAGUGAUCUCAUGAACACUGGGAUGAAUGGAGCUGGUGCUGAACCAUGGCAAUGUGCAGGAGGGCCGAUUCCAAACUAUAAAAAAGAAGAAAUUCAUGAUCUGCCGACCAAAUAUGUGGACUUAAAUCAUUACCGUGACAAGAAUAAGAAAAAUCAGACCAAUAUUGUCCAGGAGAGUACAGACAGUGGUGACAAACGUAUAAAUUGUCCAAGGGCAAAUGUGAUCAUUGAACCCAACACAGUUAAUUCAAGCACAAACCCCCCAAAAAGCCCCAAAAUCAUUCAACAGAAGGAAAUUCAUAGGAAUAAACAGGCAAUUCAUACAGGUGAAAAGCCCUACAAAUGCACACAGUGCAAGAAGUGCCUUCAUACCAAAUCUGGUUUAAAUAAACACCUGAUAAUUCAUAAAAGAGUUAAAAAGCUGAACAUGUGUACACAGUGUGAGAAGUGUUUUGAUACAAAAAAAGAUUUAAAUACACACCUCAGAAUCCAUACAGGUGAAAAGCCCUACAAAUGUUCUCAGUGUCUGAAGUCCUUUUCCAAGAUAUCUCAUUUAAAUAGCCACCAGAGAAUUCAUACAGAUGAAAAACCAUACAAGUGUACUCAGUGUGAGAAAUCUUUUAAAACAAAAUGGUAUUUACAUACACACCUGAGAAUUCAUUCAGGUGAAAAGCCAUUCAAGUGUACACGGUGUGAGAAGUGUUUUCUUGACAAAGCUUCUUUAAAUAAACACCAGAGAAUUCAUACAGGUGAAAAGCCCUACAAAUGUUCUCAGUGUGGGAAGGGCUUUUCCCACAUAUCGAAUUUAAAUCGCCACAAGCAAAUUCAUUUAGAUGAAAAGCCCUACACAUGUUCACAGUGUGGGAAGUGUUUUUCCACAAUAUCUCAUUUAAAUAUCCACCAGAUUAUUCAUACCGGUGAAAAGCCCUACAAAUGUUCUCAAUGUGGGAAGUCCUUUUCCAGAAUAUCUGAUUUGAAUUGCCAUGAGAGAAUCCAUACAGGUGAAAAGCCAUACAAGUGUACAGAGUGUGAAAAGUGUUUUAAUCAAAAAUCCUCUUUAAAUACACACUUGAGAAUUCAUACGGGUGAAAAGCCAUACAAAUGUAUUCACUGUGGGAUGUGCUUUUCCCAAAUGUCUCAUUUAAUUAUGCACCAAAGACUUCAUACAGGUGAAAAACCCUGCAAAUGUUCUCAGUGUGGUAGGUGUUUUACCCAGUUAAGUGCAUUGCAUUACCACAAGACAAUUCACACAGGUGAAAAGCCCUACAAAUGUUCUUGGUGUGGGAAGUGCUUUUCCACAAAAUCUAACUUAAAUAUGCACCACAGAAUUCAUGAAAAGCCCCUCAAAUGUUCUCAAUGUGGGAAGUGCUUUUCCAGAAGAUUUUAUUUAAGAAGACACCAGAGCCUUCAUAAUGGUGAAAAGCCCUAGAAAUGUUCUGACUUCUGACCUAAGAAACCUCUAUCAUAGUAGUACAGAUAUACUCUGUUUGGCAAGUGUGGUAUGUGCAUGAAAUGUACACUAAAUCUGAAAUUUACGAUUUAAUUUCAUAUACCAGUGAAAACCCCUACCUG
Messenger RNA from Conger conger (European conger), 1813 nucleotides. Its product is annotated as zinc finger protein 664-like. The transcript has a single exon. Gene Ontology annotation, biological process: regulation of DNA-templated transcription. Lineage: Eukaryota; Metazoa; Chordata; Actinopteri; Anguilliformes; Congridae. Bases 213 to 1670 code for a protein of 485 amino acids. The record is from RefSeq and is a predicted model, not a curated record. Gene Ontology annotation, molecular function: DNA-binding transcription factor activity, RNA polymerase II-specific; RNA polymerase II cis-regulatory region sequence-specific DNA binding.